AUGCCCAGCCGCCCCCCAGCCCCUGUAGAGACAACAGACAGCCGCCAGCGCAUGCAACAGCAACGCAUGCAGCAGCAACGCAUGCAGCAGCAACAGCAAGACCUGCAGCAAGAACGGAUGCGGCAGCAGCGCUUGCAGCAGCAACAGCAGCAGCAGCAGCAGCAGCAGACGGAUACAGAUGAGAGCCCGGAGAGUGAUGCCGCUUGCAACAGCAGCAGCAGCAGCAGCAGCAGCAGCAGACGGAUACAGAUGAGAGCCCGGAGAGUGAUGCGUACGAAGCAGCACAGUGAAGAGCUCAACGAGGUGUCUCCAACAGCAGCAGCAGCAGCAGCAGCAGCAGCAGCAGCAGGUGCUGCUGCUCGUGCUGCUGCUGCUUCUCCUGCUGCUGCUGGCGACCUGGCUCUUCAACAGGAAGGCCUAGAGGGCGAAGCUGCAGCUCUUGGGGGGCCCAAAGCCCCCUCUCUUCCGGCAGCCCCAGGCAGCAGCAGCAGCAGCAGCAACAGCAGCAGCAGCAGCAGCAGCAGCACGUCUGAAGGGGUGAGGGGCAGAGGUUCUGUGGGGGCCUCUGUGAAUCUGUUGGAGAACCCAAGAGGUGCUGCAGCAGCAGCAGCGGAUGGGCAGCAGCAAGAUGCUUAUAUGCCUGCUGCAGCUGCAGCAAGCGACUGGACAGACACAGCAGCAGCAGAAGAAGCAGCAGCAGCAGCAGCAGCAGCAGAAGUGCAGCAGCCACUUGACCUCUCUGAUGCGUGGAGAGACGGAGGAGACAGCCACCAAUUCGACGUCCCCGAGGAGCCAUGGCUAUCAGACGGCGAGGCAGCACCAGAGCAGCAGGAGCAGCAGCAGCAGGAGCAGCAGCAGCAGCAGCAGCAGGAGCAGCAGCAGCAGCAGAAGGACAAGUUGGGGGAGAGAAAGAAAGCAGCAACAGCAGAUGCAGCAGUCUCCACAACACCAGACAACUGUCUCCUCCCAGAGACAGAGGCGCUGGUUGCUCUGACUUCAGGCUCUGCUGCUCUCUCCCCAGCAGCAGCAGCAGCAGCAGCAGCAGCAGGAGCAGCAGGAGCAGCAGCAGCUGGACCAGGAGAUGCCAGCGAUGCUGCAGCAGCAGGUGCAGCAGCAUUGGCGGCAUCUGCAGCAGCAACCCCUCGUGCGACCUCUCCACUGGCCCUCCCAGCAGCAGCAGCAGACGGCUCAGCAGCAGCAGCAGCAGCAGCAGCAGCAGCAGGAGUACUGUCUCCUGUGCGUAGUGUGCAGCGUGGAAUCCAGACAUCUCCUGAGGUGGAGAGAAAGCAAAAGGCAACGAGAAGAAGAACAGAAAGAAAGAGAGGAGCAGCACUAAAAACACAGCUCGAUAGAUGCUGUCUCCCCCCGAGUGUAUGUACACCCCAGCGGAGAUACCCUCAACGCACAAGACUAAAACCCCUAUUGGGGUGGCUAGGAGAGAGAGUAGACUACAACUGGGAGGGGAUGACAGAUGUUGUUCGCUGCAGCAACAUAUUAGAUAUAUAUAUACAGACAGGAGACGUGGGGGCUCUCCCUGAUGUUUGUCUUGCUGCUGCUGACCCCAGCAAGCUGCUGAAAAAAAUUGUUAAGCAGCAGCAGAUGCAGCUGCCGCUCACGGAGCAGCAGGAGACACCUGCUAUCGAGGACCAGCAGCAGCAGCAGCAGCAGCAGCGGGAACGGGUGCAGCAGCAGCAGCAACACAAAAUGAAAGAGAGGCACAGACACAAACAGCAACCACGCAAACAAACAACACACAGAGCAGCAGGCAGCAGCAGGAAAAGAAGAGCUAUCGAGGACCAGCAGCAGCAGCAGCAGCAGCAGGAACGGGUGCAGCAGCAGCAGCAACACAAAAUGAAAGAGAGACACAGACACAAACAGCAACCACGCAAACAAACAACACACAGAGCAGCAGGCAGCAGCAGGAAAAGAAGAAGCAGCGGGGCGUCCUUGGGAUCCCCGCGAGGAGACGAUCCCCGCCAGAGAGACAGCAGCAGCAGCAGCAGCAGCAGCAGCAGCAGCAGCAGCAGCAGCAGCAGCAGCAGGAGGGAAGAGGGCUUGAGCUCAAAAGGGGACAGCAGAAAGCGUCUCCGCACUGGCAGCAGCAUGAAAGAGAAACAUAAAAAAAAUAAAGACAAACGCAGACAGAGACAAAAGGAGACAGAAGAACAAGAAGAAGAACCACCAACAACCCGAGACAGACACCCCACAGCCACAAGCAGCAGCAACAGCAGCAGCAGCAGCUGGGAUCCCCGCGAGGAGACGAUCCCCGCCACAGAGACAGCAGCAGCAGCAGCAGCAGCAGCAGCAGCAGGAGGGAAGAGGGCUUGA
Eimeria mitis is the source of this 2328-nucleotide messenger RNA. RefSeq lists its product as uncharacterized. The transcript is spliced from 5 exons. The record is from RefSeq and is a predicted model, not a curated record. Bases 1 to 2328 code for a protein of 775 amino acids. Gene Ontology annotation, molecular function: transcription cis-regulatory region binding. Gene Ontology annotation, biological process: regulation of transcription by RNA polymerase II. Gene Ontology annotation, cellular component: nucleus. Lineage: Eukaryota; Apicomplexa; Conoidasida; Eucoccidiorida; Eimeriidae.